GAUCACGGAUUCAACCCGAGGCUAUUCUCCACAUAUAAUGAAGUUUUUUGAUCCUAUUCUCCGCCAAUGAUUAAGCCCAUUAUCCAUCGAUUUGGGCGCAUUUAUUUUGGGAUGGCAUUUUCGUAAUAUUUUAGACGAUCCUUUUCGAAAGGCCAUUUACCAUGGAUUUUGAAGGCUACAGAUCACGGAUUCGGUCUGAGGCUAUUCUUCAACGAUGAUUAAGUCCAUUAAGCACCGAUUCGGGCGGAUAUCUUCCGGGUCAAUUUUUGGCAGAUCCCAAAGGGCUACCAUCACCGAUUUUGGGCUAUUUUUCCGAAAUGCCAUUUUCUUUUGAUUUUUAAGGCUACUGAUCACGGAUUCAACCCGAGGCUAUUCUCCACAUAUAAUGAAGUUUAUUGAUCCUAUUCUCCGCCAAUGAUUAAGCCCAUUAUCCAUCGAUUUGGGCGCAUUUAUUUUGAAAUGGCAUUUUCGUAAUAUUUUAGACGAUCCUUUUCGAAAGGCCAUUUACCAUGGAUUUUGAAGGCUACAGAUCACGGAUUCGGUCUGAUGCUAUUCUUCAAUGAUGAUGAAGUCCAUUAAGCACCGAUUCGGGCGAAUAUCUUCCGGGUCAAUUUUUGGCAUAUCCCAAAGGGGUACCAUCACCGAUUUCGGGCUAUUUUUCCAAAAUGCCAUUUUCUUUUGAUUUUUAAGGCUACUGAUCACGGAUUCAACCCGAGGCUAUUCUCCACAUAUAAUGAAGUCUAUUGAUCCUAUUCUCCGCCAAUGAUUAAGCCCAUUAUCCAUCGAUUUGGGCGCAUUUAUUUUGGGAUGGCAUUUUCGUAAUAUUUUAGACGAUCCUUUUCGAAAGGCCAUUUACCAUGGAUUUUGAAGGCUACAGAUCACGGAUUCGGUCUGAGGCUAUUCUUCAACGAUGAUGAAGUCCAUUAAGCACCGAUUCGGGCGAAUAUCUUCUGGGUCAAUUUUUGGCAUAUCCCAAAGGGGUACCAUCACCGAUUUCGGGCGAUUUUUCCGAAAUGACAUUUUCUUUCGAUUUUGGAGGUUACAGAUUACGGAUUCAACCCGCGGCUAUUCUCCACAUAUAAUGAAGUCUAUUGAUCCUAUUCUCCGUCAAUGAUUAAGCCCAUCAAGCAUAGAUUUGGGCGGAUUUAUUUUGGGAUGGCAUUUUCGUAAUAUUUUUGACGAUUUUUUUCGAAAGGCCAUUUACACUGGAUUUUGAAGGCUACAGAUCAGGGAUUCGGUCUGAGGCUAUUCUUCAACGAUGAUUAAGUCCAUUAAGCACCGAUUCAGGCGGAUAUCUUCUGGGUCAAUUUUUGGCAGAUCCCAAAGGGGUACCAUCACCGAUUUCGGGCGAUUUUUCCGAAAUGCCAUUUUCUUUCGAUUUUGGCGGCUACAGAUCACGGAUUCAACCCGAGGCUAUUCUCCACAUAUAAUGAAGUCUAUUGAUCCUAUUUUCCGUCAAUGAUUAAGCCCAUCAAGCAUCAAUUUGGGAGAAUUUAUUUUGGGAUGACAUUUUCGUAAUAUUUUAGACGAUCCUUUUCGAAAGGCCAUUUACCAUGGAUUUUGAAGGCUACAUAUCACGGAUUCUGUCUGAGGCUAUUCUUCAGCGAUGAUUAAGUCCAUUAAUGAUAUGAUCCCAAAAAGGCCAGUCUACAAAUUGGAAUUACUUGACGAAGAAGCAAGCUCAAGCUGCCUGAAGAACAUUCAUUUUUGUCAGUGUCAUUUUCCGUGUUCAAGUAGCAGAUUUUGGAGGCACGUUCUCUCAAUUGGCUCAAUGGAAAUUCAAAUUUAAUGGCUUGUAUUGAACAUGGAGUGAUUAUCUACAUCCUGGUAUGCUUGGUUUCUCAAGAAGAAGUCAUUAAGGUUGUUUUCCAAAGUCUCAAAGUUGCAACCUCAAAACUGGAAAACUGCCAGAAUUUGGAGCUCCGUUCCAGAAUCAUGGAUGAGAUUCGAGUCCAGAGGAUUAUACCACAUGAAAGUAGGUAUGUUCUACUACAAAGACAUGGCAUUGGAUGAUUGGAAGCUUACCUGGAAGGCUUUGAUCGAGAGGCUCAAAGAUGGCAUCAAAGCAGUUUGGUUACUUGGAGCUAAAGGCAGAUUUUCCUUUUCUUGUUUAGUUAGGAUUUCAUUGUUUUGGUAGUUUUUAUUCCUUUUCGUAUUAGAAUGUAAUUAGGAGUUUAUGGGACGUGUGUAACCCAAGCUAGGCCUAUUUAAGCUUUCUAUUUCGUUGUAAAACUAAGACUUUGAUUAAUCGAAUUGAGAACCUUUUGGUUUUUGUGCAAGUUGCGACUUGUGUUGAGUUUGGUGGAUUCCAAGCUCGUGAGCUCUUGUAUCGAUUGAAUAGUCACUUCAAUCGUGGUCGGGCAUCUACCUUUUAUACCAAUCGAGCGUUCCCCAGGUGUGGAAUCGUCCUUUUGGUUCCGUUUUAUCCAAGUUCGUAUUAAGAACGCGUUGUUCUUGAUUCGAGUCAAUCGGUUCUUCGAUUGAGUAGUUAGCUGCGUGACUUUAAUAAUAUACACCCCCCAAGGGGCGUAUUAAUUAAGCACCUAUUCGGGCGAAUAUCUUCAGGGUCAAUUUUUGGCAUAUCCCAAAGGGGUACCAUCACCGAUUUCGGGCGAUUUUUCCGAAAUGACAUUUUCUUCCGAUUUUGGUGGCUACAGAUCACGGAUUCAACCCGAGGCUAUUCUCCAAAUAUAAUGAAGUCUAUUGAUCCUAUUCUCCGCCAAUGAUUAAGCCCAUCAAGCAUCAAUUUGGGCGAAUUUAUUUUGGGAUGGCAUUUUCGUAAUAUUUUAGACGAUCCUUUUCGAAAGGCCAUUUACCAUGGAUUUUGAAGGCUACAGAUCACGGAUUCGGUCUGAGGCUAUUCUUCAAUAAUUAUUAAGUUCAUUAAUCACCGAUUCGGGUGAAUAUCUUCCGUGUCAAUUUUUGGCAGUUCCCAAAGGGGUACCAUCACAAAUUUCAGGCGAUUUUUCCGAAAUGCCAUUUUCUUUCGAUUUUGGAGGCUACAGAUUACGGAUUCAACCCGAGGCUAUUCUCCACAUAUAAUGAAAUCUAUUGAUCCUAUUCUCCAUCAAUGAUUAAGCCCAUCAAGCAUCAAUUUGGGCGGAUUUAUUUUGGGUUGGCAUUUUCGUAAUAUUUUAGACGAUUUUUUUCGAAAGGCCAUUUACACUGGAUUUUGAAUGCCACAGAUCACGGAUUCGGUCUGAGGCUAUUCUUCAACGAUGAUUAAGUCCAUUAAGCUCCGAUUCUGGAGGAUAUCUUCCGGGUCAAUUUUUGGCAGAUCCCAAAGGGGUACCACCACCCAUUUCGGGCGAUUUUUCCGAAAUGCCAUUUUAUUUCGAUUUUGGAGGCUACAAAUCACGGAUUCAACCCAAGUCUAUUCUCCACAUAUAAUGAAGUCUAUCGAUCCUAUUCUCCGCCAAUGAUUAAGCCCAUUAACCAUAUAUUUGUGCGAAUUUAUUUUGGGAUGGCAUUUUCGUAAUAUUUUAGACGAUUUUUUUUCGAAAGGCCAUUAACCAUGGAUUUUGAAGGCUACAAAUCAAGGAUUCGGUCUGAGGCUAUUCUUCAACGAUGAUUAAGUCCAUUAAGCACCGAUUCGGGCGGAUAUCUUCCAGGUCAAUUUUUGGCAGAUCCCAAAGGGGUACCAUCACCGAUUUCGGGCUAUUUUUCCGAAAUGCCAUUUUCUUUUGAUUUUUAAGGCUACUAAUCACGGAUUCAACCCGAGACUAUUCUCCACGUAUAAUGAAGUCUAUUGAUCCUA
Molecule: messenger RNA, 3757 nt
Organism: Linum trigynum
Lineage: Eukaryota; Viridiplantae; Streptophyta; Magnoliopsida; Malpighiales; Linaceae
Source: the annotation of a GenBank genome assembly